This is a messenger RNA of Lepisosteus oculatus (spotted gar), 453 nucleotides long. It is a transcript of the gene tspo, whose product is annotated as translocator protein. The record is from RefSeq and is a predicted model, not a curated record. NCBI's taxonomy places the organism in Eukaryota, Metazoa, Chordata, Actinopteri, Semionotiformes, Lepisosteidae. Gene Ontology annotation, cellular component: mitochondrial outer membrane.
GGCGCUGUGGUCCCUCCCAGUCCGGGAUGUUGUUACACAAGCCCGGAGCAGGCUGGGACAGACGGACAGGCAGCAGUGGUUAGCUGUACGGCGCUGCAUUGCUCGGGAGCCAUGUGGUUACAGGCUUUGGGGUUCACUGGCCUGCCCCAUUUGGGGGGUCUGGUUGGCGCACUUUUCACCCGGAAAGCGGUGCCCACCUGGUACGAGACUCUGAAAAAGCCGUCCUGGCGCCCCCCAAACAAGGCAUUCCCUGUGGUGUGGACGGCGCUGUACACGGGCAUGGGGUACGGCUCUUACCUGGUGUGGCGAGACCUGGGCGGCUUCACUGAAGAUGCUCUGGUUCCGCUCGGCCUGUAUGGGGCACAGCUCGCAUUGAACUGGGCCUGGACGCCCAUCUUCUUCGGGGCACACAAACUGAAGCUGGCCCUGAUCGAGGUCGUGCUGCUGACGGGC